AUGUAUAUUAAAGCGGAAUUUGCAAAGAAACAAACGCCUGGCCAAUUUCUUAUAACUACAUAUCAAGUUUUAAAUUAUAUGUCUGGUGUUUUAUAUUUCAUGUCGACAACUGUAAAUCCAUUAUUGUAUAACAUAAUGUCAAAUAAAUUUCGAGAUGCGUUCAAGAACACUUUGUCUCAAUUAUGUGAUCGACGUCAUCGUGGCGGUCAUUACACAACUCGACGUCCUACAUACAGUUCACUUCAUCGUUAUCAAGCCUCAUCUUUACGACGACACCAAAAUAAUUCAAUAUCAAAAGAGAAUCAUUCCGUACAUUCUGAACCAGUAAUGAUACUCGAACACGAUAAUUCAAUACGAUUACAAUCAAUGAAUCAUAAUCAUCACCAUCAUCCAUUACAUCGACAUCAUAACACAGAUAAUCUCUCCGAAUUCAAUCAACCAUUAUCACGUUCUGAGACAACAACAUCUAGUAAAGAAGAUUUACUAUUUCAAUUACAUUCAAUGCCCGAACAUCGUCGUUUAACCAAGUGUAGUACCAUAGUUAAUACAAGCAGCGCUAGUUUACAACGGCACAAUUCAGAAACAUUAUCACGUGCGACAUCUAUAACCACAAUGAGUAAAAUACCCACAUAUCAAUCAACCACGCUAAUGAUGGAACCAAGUGGUACAAGUACAACAGAUAUUAUAAAAGUGACAAAAUUUGGUCGACCAUUGAGCAGUAUUGUAGUAAAAAAAAAGUCCAACCGACAAUUAUUGAAGAAGAGGAAAUCACCGAUUAGUUUUGUAACGUUAGCCCAUCAUUUACGUUCGAUAUUUCAUACACAUUCGCAACAGUGUGAGCAUGGCUUAAAUAUUACACCACAGCAUACGAUUAGUGUUACCAAUGGUGGUGAUAGCGGUAAUAAUAGUGCAAAUACAAUAAGUAAUUCUAGUUUACAAGAUUUAGAUGAAGCUGAAUUUAGUUCAACAGAUUUAGUGAAAUAUAUGGGUGAAUUAAAUCGAACUAUUAUUUAA
Chrysoperla carnea is the source of this 1014-nucleotide messenger RNA. RefSeq lists its product as uncharacterized. The transcript has 2 exons. Gene Ontology annotation, cellular component: plasma membrane. Gene Ontology annotation, biological process: neuropeptide signaling pathway. The coding region runs from base 1 to 1014 and encodes 337 amino acids. NCBI's taxonomy places the organism in Eukaryota, Metazoa, Arthropoda, Insecta, Neuroptera, Chrysopidae. The record is from RefSeq and is a predicted model, not a curated record. Gene Ontology annotation, molecular function: neuropeptide receptor activity.